Molecule: messenger RNA, 2153 nt
Organism: Ananas comosus (pineapple)
Lineage: Eukaryota; Viridiplantae; Streptophyta; Magnoliopsida; Poales; Bromeliaceae
Product: UDP-N-acetylhexosamine pyrophosphorylase
Exons: 10
Coding region: 37-2043 (668 amino acids)
Biological process (GO): UDP-N-acetylglucosamine biosynthetic process; rRNA processing
Cellular component (GO): ribosome
Molecular function (GO): ribosome binding; UDP-N-acetylglucosamine diphosphorylase activity
Source: RefSeq, a predicted model, not a curated record
AGCGCGAAACCCCUUCACGCAUCGUCUCCCUCGCCCAUGUCGAUGCUUCUACGCUCUUCGCCCCUCUCCCCUCCCCUCUCCCGAAACCCUAAACCCUUCCCCCUCCCCCUCCGAACCCAUCUCCCCAUCUCCCCCUCUCUUCGCUCGACCCCCCUCGCCUCCUCCCCCUCCUCUCGUCGCCUUGCGCCGCCUUCGAGCUCAGGGUCUCCGGUGGUUGCCGAGGCGGUAAUUGGGUCUGGAAAUGGUGAGGACGAGGAGGGGGAGGAGGAGCCGAAGUAUGUGGAGGUUGGAUAUAUAAGUAGCGCUCACGGGCUCAGAGGGGAGGUUCGGGUGAUGCCCAGCACGGAUUUUCCCGAACUUCGAUUCGCCAAGCCAGGGAAAAGGUGGUUGAGAACGCGUGCGGCGGGGAAAGAGGUGAUUAAAGAAGUGGAGCUCACAGGAGGAAGGGGACACCCUGGACAAAAGAGUUGGAUUAUCAGCUUUAGUGGGAUCGACACCGUCGAAGAGGCAAGGCAAAUAGUUGGUUCAUCUUUACUCGUAACAGUACGAGACAGACCAGAAUUGGAGGAAGGCGAAUUCUACACUCGUGAUCUUGUUGGCAUGAGAGUUAUUCUCAAGGAAACUGGCAAGCUAGUGGGUACAGUAGCAAAUGUUUUCAAUUAUGGCGCUAGUGAUCUUCUGCAUGUAAGGCUUCAUUCAGCUGAAGAGCGACCACAUCAGUCUAAUUUAUUGGAUCCAGAUGACAGUUCUUCAGCUCCGCACAUAUGGAUUCCAUUUGUCGAGGCAAUCGUUCCCGAUGUUGAUGCGGACAGGAGAGAAAUGCAGAUUACACCUCCAAAAGGCCUUCUUGAGCUGAAUUUACGUUCUGACGUGAGAUCAAAGAAAGAAAGACGCCAGAUGGAAUGGAAGGAAAAAAGGAAGUUACAGCAACGCUUAGUUGCAACCAAAAAGAUCCUUGCUGCAUUAGACCAAAAGCAUAUUCUGGAGGGAUUAAGAAUUGGAGAGAAGAACCAAAAGACUUCUCUUGCGAAGCAGCUCACAAGCAUUGACUUCAGAUUGUUUCAACAGGCAAUACAAAAUAUUAACAAACCAUUUAUAAGCUACAGCUUGUCAGAGUAUAUUAAUGCUAAUUCUUCUGCAUUGCUGGAGAAUCCAAUGAGAAUCUCUCAUCAAUGUCUCGUUACCGGUGAAAGUGAAGGGAAUAAUAACAUGAAUUAUGAAUUGCGGAAAGUGGGAUUACAACUCCUUAGAAACUCUAAAGUUGCUAUUAUACUUAUUAGACAUGAGAAGGAUGACGUUGAAAGGGGAUCUGAGACUGAUGAUGUUCGUGUUGAAUCUGCGGUCAUCCAGUUUCAGAAAUUGUUUAACAAUCUUAAUAUAUUUCUUAAGGAGGAAGAAAACAAUGCAAGUGUUCCGUUCAUUUUGGUUUCUCCAGCUCGUGAGAUCGAGUCAUAUAAAGAGUGCCUAGUGGACAAUGACUAUUUUGGGUUAAAUAGUCAGAAGGUGUGGGUUUUGGAAGAAGAGAAGUUACCAAUCGUCAAUAUUUCCCCAGUGGAAAACAGCCAUGAAAUCCUGUUGAAGUCUCCUUGGGAGAUUCUCCGAGCACCAAUUGGACCGGGAGGAAUUUUCAGUUUGCUUUCAUCCCAUAAAAUAAUUGAUGCCCUUAAUGAAUUCGGCGUAGAAUAUGUGCAGAUAUGCAGUUUAGAUAAUAGAACUGCCUUAGGGCACCCUCUGUUCUUCGGCUUCGUAAGCUCCCGCGGUGCCGACGUGGGGAUAAAGCUUUCGACAAGCUGCAAAACCGACGAUAACUUCGACAUGGUUAUUUCCAUGAAGCACGUAAACAAGAUGAGCAAAGAAAUCAACAGGCUCCGCUUCCGUGCUCUUCCUGAGCAGCAUGUGCAUGUGCAUGUGCAGCAGGUCAAGGACGAAUGGAUCACCGUCCAUCCGGAGAAACCGAACUCGUAUCGACUGCAUUGUCCGAUUUACAGCAUCUUGAACCCAUGUUCUCUUGAUAAUGUUUGUGUUAUGGAGGUUGAUGAGUAACUUUUCUUUUUUUCUUUUUUUUUUUUUUGUUGGAAGAAAUUUUGAUUUCGGAUACUCUUGUGUAUAAUCUAGUUUAAAGAGUUAAUCCCUCUACUUCUGCGAUUCUUAAU